UUUGUGUGUGUUUUUUCACCAGCUGAAAAUGGCGGCGGCCCCCGGACCGUCGACAGCUCCUAACUUUUAACACACAAUAACAAAUACCUCUAUGAUAUUAGGCUUUUGUUCACAUAACAUGGGGAGAGACCUUACCAGGAGGCUUCAGACGCGUUAGUCGGGACACACCACUUUAACUACAACGUCUUUGCAGACUUCAAACGUAAAGAUUAUGGAGGAUCCUCACACCCGCUACAGUAAGCGAUUGCGGACAGCUCCGCGCAGACAGUAUCAAGAUGAUGGAAUCUCAGACGAUGAGAUUGAAGGAAAACGAACGUUUGACCUGGAUGAGAAGUUGCAGUGUGAGAGGUUUGGCAGUAAUCUGGUCAAACACAUGGAGGGCAAAGAUUUUACAUAUGAAUACAUACAGAGGGAAGGGCUCAGAGACCCUAUUAUUUUUAAGACAAGUGAUGGCCUUGGACUACAAAUGCCAGAUCCAGAUUUCAGCGUGAGUGAUGUCAAAGUGUUUGUCGGAAGUCGACGGAUUGUAGACGUCAUGGACGUGAAUACCCAGAAGGGAAUUGAGAUGUCUAUGGCCCAGUGGAGACGCUACUAUGAGACGCCACCAUCAGAAAGGGAAAAACUCUACAAUGUGAUCAGCCUGGAGUUCAGCCACACCAAGCUUGAGAACCUGGUCAAGCGACCAGCGUCGGUGGACCUCAUUGAUUGGGUGGACAACAUGUGGCCCCGUCAUCUGAAGGAGAGACAGAGGGACUCCACCAAUGCCAUCAUUGACAUGCAUUAUCCCAAAGUACAGAAGUACUGUCUCAUGAGUGUGCAGGGCUGCUUCACAGACUUCCACAUCGACUUUGGUGGAACUUCAGUCUGGUACCACAUUCUGCGAGGGGCAAAGGUGUUCUGGCUGAUUCCACCAACACCUCAGAACCUGGAAAUGUAUGAGAACUGGGUUUUAUCUGGAAAGCAAGGAGACAUCUUCUUGGGAGACAAGUGUUACGACUGCCAGAGGAUAGAGCUUCAGCAAGGCAAUACGUUCAUAAUCCCAUCAGGGUGGAUCCAUGCUGUUUACACUCCAGAAGACACUUUGGUGUUUGGGGGAAAUUUUCUCCACAGCUUUAACAUCCCCAUGCAGCUUAACAUCUACAACAUUGAAGAUCGCACACGGGUGCCAGCAAAGUUCCGCUACCCAUUUUACUAUGAGAUGUGCUGGUAUGUCCUAGAGAGAUACCUUUUCUGUCUGACCAACAUCUCCCACCUCACACCUGAGUUCCAAAAAUACUCCCUGGGUAUCGGACUGACACCGGCAGAUGUUGGAAUCACUGAUCCUUCCGUGAACGGCACCAAUGGAGUUGAUGGUGAAGCUGAAGAAAAGCAUAAGGAAGAGGAAGUGAAGCACGAAGAGGACCAUGAGGAGCUCAAAAUCAAAGCUGUUACACCUCGGCCUGUGCUGACCCCGUUUGAACAGGAGGGACUGUGGAAUCUGUUAGGGAAGCUGGAGGAGCUGCCAGCUCACAAAAAGUGUGUCCCUGCAGGGAUUAGAAAUGCUGCAGAGCUGCUGGAUGACAUGAGGGCUGUUCUAACUGAAUGUGCCAGUGAUAAUAUCAAGCUGGCCUACACUGGAACGCCAAUAAUCAGUUGGCCUAAAAGGCCAUCAUGGUACCAGCCGCCAACCCCCCCGGCACCGGUCAUUUACCGUCCUCGCUUGGGUCCAUCUCUGCACAAAUCUAAAACGUCUAAAAAACACACUUCCAUUUCGGCUCUGAGGCGCAGACGGGUCAGAUGCAAGCGCUGCUCGGCAUGCUGCCGAAAGGAGUGUGGGAAAUGCCAGUACUGUCAUGACAUGAGGAAAUUUGGUGGUCCUGGUCGUAUGAAAAAGAGCUGCGUCAUGAGGCAGUGUUUGAUGCCUGCCCUACCGAACACAGCCAGAUGUGCCGUAUGUGGAGAAGGAGAGUUUGACGAAUCAGAUCCCAGCACCUACUCUUUAAUGGAGUGCACUGCCUGUUCGCAGAUCGUUCAUCGUCAGUGCGUUAAGGAACCUGGCGAGGGAAAGAUCAAUAAGGACCUACCCAGCUGCUGGGAAUGUCCAAAAUGUUACCAAGGCUUGGACUCUGAAUCAGAGUCUUCCAGUGAUGAGGAGAGCGACGAAUCUGAGGGCUCCACCUUCAUGCCACAGUCUAAACGUGCAUAUCAGGAAGACAACGAUGUGGAAGGGGUGAGGCGGCGGCAACGCAGCAGAUCGCCGGGCCGACAAACGGCACCACCUCCCUCACAAAAACUUCUCCUGCAGCAUCAGCAGAAUCGCAAACGGGAGAGUGCGCUGGAGUACAGGCUAAAGAAACGGAUAAAACUGGAGAGAAGCAAGCUUUUAAGAAAACAGUCAUCUUUGGGUCGCUCUCCAAUUCCUCUGAGGUCCAGGCUGAUGUCUCGCCUGAACUCUCCAGUCAGCAGGGUGUCUCAGGGCCAAAGCCGGGGCUCCCCUUGGGCAAGUGGUUCAUCUCACAGCAGCAUUCUGGGAGGCAAUGGUUCGUUUGGGCAGCAGAAGUCCUCCCACAGCCUGGUUCUUCAUCCCAAAGGAGAGCCACGCAGGGGACACGGGAGAGGUGUGAGACUCCGGGGUGGAGGAGCCGGGCGAGGUGGAGGCAGGCAUCAUGUCCUGGAGGACGACACUGAGGAUAGCAGUGGCAGCACCUCCAACAGCAGUACCAGUGAGGAAGAUGACGAAGACGAUGAGGAGGAGGAGAGUGGGCUGAGCAACGGGAGGGGAGGGGAUAAAGAGAACCAGCCACAGUCGGGGCAAGGGCAGCCUCCCACUGAACAGGAGGACUGUGGAAGUGGACUGGGAAACCAAAACGGAGGAGAUAAGGAGGAUGAAGAAGAGGACAUGGAGCAUGACAUUCCAAAUGGGGACAAAGAUGGCUCCUUUAUCAAAGUGACACUUCAGAAGCCAUCCAGAGCAAAACAGGACUCCUCAGCUAUUGUCCCAAAAUUAGAGGCUGUCGCCCCUCAAACUGCCACUUCCCCAACACACAGCCAGAGCAAACCCCUGGUCAGACCCCCUAUUAGAAACCGACGGCUUUGUCCUGUUCCACACACCCCCCCAUACACUCGGAGCAGACAAACAGACUCUCGUUCUUCCAACCCAGACAGACUUGAAGCAUCAACGCAAACGACGCCCAACAGACCAGCCAAACUAAGCAAUGGUGCUUCCUCCUCUGCAUCAUCUGAGCUUCACCACCUCAGGGUCCCUCUGUCUGCUCUGCAGGAAGGAGGGGGAGAGGCAGACAGGGAGAAUGCAGGAAGUAGUCCAAGCUGUGAGAGGGAAGUCUGGGUCUCUGUCUUCCGCUACUUAAAUCGAGCCGACCUGUGCAUCUGCAUGGCAGUCUGCAAGAACUGGUACAAAUGGUGUUUAGAUAAAAGACUUUGGGCCCGGAUUGACCUGAGCAUCAAGCGCACUGUGACCCCUCAGGCCCUCAAAGGCAUCAUUAAGAGACAGCCCGUCACGCUCGACCUCUCUUGGACAAACAUCUCCAAAAAGCAGCUCAACUGGCUGAUUGGCCGCCUGCCUGGGCUAAAGGAUUUGAUGCUGUCCGGUUGUUCCUGGUCGUCUAUUUCAGCUCUCUGCUCCACUGGGUGCCCGCUCCUCCGCUCUCUGGACCUGCGUAAUGCUUACGGCGUCAAAGAUGCCCAGAUCAGGGAUUUAGUCAUACCUCCAGGCUGUGAUAACCGCAGUCAGCUGAGGAACAUGCAGUGUUUGCGGCUUGCAGGUCUGGACAUCGGCGACUCCACCCUGCGACUGAUAAUUCGCCACAUGCCCCACUUAACAAAACUGGAUCUUUCCCACUGCAACAGCGUCACCGACCACUCCAUCAACCUGCUGACCGCGGUCGGCUCAUCCACCCGAAACACGCUGACAGAACUCACCCUAGCAGGUUGCAGCAAGCUGACGGACACGUGUUUGAAAUAUCUCCGCCCCCUGUCUUGCAUCUCUUUGCUUGACCUGCGAGGCUGCAAGGGAGUUUCCAGAAAGGCUUGCGAGGCCUUCAUCUCCGAGCUGUCAGUCAACACACUCUACUGCCUAUCGGAUGAGAAACUGAUCCAGCGGAUAUCCUAGUGGCCUGCCUUCUUUUGCUGCUGGGAUGAUUUGAGAUGCAAAAAGCAGAGGGUGUGGAUCUUGACCAGACUCUGACAGAGGAAGCUCGCAUGCACAAGGGGUGGGGUCUGAACUGGAGGGCCUUCUUACUUCACUGGUGUUUGGUAAAAAGUGUUGUUAAAGCCAGAUCAAUAUGUCUUACUUUUAUUUUCUGUGUUCCUACAGACACUCAGGAGUCUUCUCGCUUUUCAUUAGAUUUUUGUUUUCUUCAGAAGCAUAUACUUUUUCAUUAACUGGAAUGGGAGAAUGGUUCGCUAGUUCACUUUAAACUGUGGGUUUCCACCGCCUCAUUUCACCAGUGUCGACUCCUAUCACAAGCUCCUGCCUUUCAGAAUAAGAUGAGCAAAGCCUUUAAGUUGUAUCUUUGGGAUAUAAAAAUGUAUCUAUUAUCAUUUUCAAUUUCAGUUACAUUUGAAUGCUUCUAAUGGAUUAAGUAGUCAGCUUUCGGUUCAUGCACAACAUAGCUUGGAUUUUCUUUUUAACUUUUAAAGUAAAGUCAAAACUACUGGACUGACUUGUGUUUACCAUUGUGCAUUCAGCUUUGUAAUUAAGACAUACUGCAGCAGUACAUCAGUGGUUUACACUGUCAGGUUAAAAAAAAAAAAAAAAAGGUACAAAGACUGUGUGAAUAGGCAAUCAAAAUAGCAACAAGACCUCACCCCCGGAUAAGGGCAGGUUGUGGAGGAUAAGCCAAGGAUAAGGUGUCAGAUAAAUGGUGCAUUUCAAAGCAGUUCAACUUCAGGUGCUAUUAUUUUGAAAGUCGUAUUGCUUUGUUUUUGUAUAGACAUUUAAAGCAAAACUAUUGUAGAUGAAACUACUCCCCACUCCUCUUUGAUACAAUUUCUUUUAUAUAUAUAUA
Cyprinodon variegatus (sheepshead minnow) is the source of this 5006-nucleotide messenger RNA. RefSeq names its product lysine (K)-specific demethylase 2A (gene kdm2ab). Gene Ontology annotation, biological process: protein demethylation; regulation of transcription by RNA polymerase II. The record is from RefSeq and is a predicted model, not a curated record. NCBI's taxonomy places the organism in Eukaryota, Metazoa, Chordata, Actinopteri, Cyprinodontiformes, Cyprinodontidae. Gene Ontology annotation, molecular function: DNA binding; histone demethylase activity; transcription coregulator activity. The transcript has 23 exons. The coding region runs from base 212 to 4108 and encodes 1298 amino acids.